CUCACGUUUUCUAUUGCGCCCAAACUCGGAUAUGUCUCAUUCACGCGGAUUGGGACCUUAUUUCUCCGCGUUUUCAUUCAAACACGGAUCACUCUUUAUUAUUCACCGACAGGCACAGCGCGCCGUCAAUGUCAAUACCUGAUACGCGCCCGCGUGGUAAUGUCUGGAUGCUUAGCCGGUAAUGCUCUGUUGUUGCCUUGCUUAACGCUGAAAUCUGAGGCACUUGGUUUGUAUAAAAAGGUCCUUGAUUCCUCUUCAAUUCUCCAGCAUUGGAAUCACCUAUCAUGUUCUCUCUUCUCUCUCUCGGAAUCGCCUUAGCUUCGCUCAAAACAGGCUUAGCAGCCGUAUACGAUGAUCCCAGCCAGCUACCUACAGAUAAACAGUACGAUUUCGUCGUCGUAGGAGCGGGGACGGCGGGAAACGUCAUAGCUGCACGCCUGGCUGAGAAUGCCAACACCUCUGUUCUCGUUAUCGAAGCAGGGAGAAACAAUGUCGGAUACGAUUCUGACCUCAUCACCAUUCCAUUCCUUGGUCCUCAAGCAUCGCCGCACACGUCCUUCGACUGGAAUUAUACUACAGUACCUCAGGAGCCGCUGAACAACCAACUCAUUGCCUACCCUCGAGGCUAUGUUCUUGGAGGCAGCAGUUCAACGAACUAUAUGGUAUACACUCGCGGUUCUUCAGACGACUAUGAUCGUUUUGCUGAAUUGGCUGGUGACGACGGCUGGAACUGGGAUAACUUGUUCCCCUAUGCUCUUAAGAAUGAGAAGCACGUCCCUCCUAACGAUGGUCAUAACGAGACUGGACAGUACAUUCCUUCAAUCCACGGGACCGACGGGCCACUGGAGACAAGUUUAUACGGCUACGCGGCGGAUAUCGACAACCGAGUGAUCGCUACAACGUCAGAACUCAGCGAAGAAUUCCCAUGGAAUCCGGAUUAUAACUCUGGGAAUAUGUUGGGCGUUUCAUGGAUGCACAGUACGAUCGGUGGACCUCUGAGGAGCAGUUCUGCGACCGCGUACCUCGUACCGGCGUUGAGCAACUAUUCUAAUCUCGACCUAGUUUACAACAGUCAAGUCACAAGGCUGAUUCAGAAUGGUGAAAUCGAUGGUCUUCCCGUAUUCACCACCGUCGAGUUUGCUAAGAAUCCUACUGCCCCUCGUUACAAUGUUUCUGCCACAUGCGAAGUCAUUCUAUCGGCAGGCGCCAUUGGAACUCCCCAGAUACUCAUGCUCUCGGGAAUUGGCAGAUCUUUGGACUUGACCGCCGUUGGCAUCAAUCCUAUUGUUGACUUGCCCGAGGUGGGCCAGAAUCUGGUCGAUCACCCGUUGUUGCCCAUCCAGUGGAACGCAAACAGCAACGAGACUUUGGAUCCUCUCUUCCGUGGUGGAGCAGCCUUCGAUGCCGCCCUCGAACAAUACCACGCGAACGGAACAGGUCGUCUUGCUGCGAACGGAGUAUCGAAUCACAUGGCCUUCUACCGUCUUCCGGAGAAUUCAUCCGUCCUUGCUGAGUUUGAAGAUCCGACUUCUGGACCUGGUGCUCCUCAUUAUGAACAUGCCUACGCUAAUGGAUUCUUCACUACGUCUCAAACUCAGCCCACCUCCGGGUCAUACUUCUCCAUCAUCAAUGUUAUCGUUACACCUACUUCUCGCGGAGCCAUAACUCUUGCGUCCAAUGAUCCUUUCCAGCACCCUACGAUCGAUCCCAAGAUGCUCACCAGUGACUAUGAUGUCAGCGUUAUGGUUGAGAGUGUCAAGGCCGCCCAACGCUUUGCUGCGGCACAUGCUUGGGAUGGGUACAUCACUGGACCGUAUAUUGACUCGGUGAACGCUACCACAGAUGACGGUAUCAAGGAAUACAUGAGCCAAUGGGCGACUACUAUCAAGCAUCCGUUCUGCACUGCUAGGUUAAGCAAGGAGGAUGGUGAAGGGGUUGCUGACGGUCAGCUCCUGCUCAAGAAGGCUAAGGGAGUCCGGAUUGUCGAUGCCUCGGUCUUUCCUAUCAUUCCUGCCGGUCAUCCUCAAGCCAUGAUUUAUAUUGUGGCCGAACGUGCUGCUGAUGUGAUCAAGGCGACAUGGGGCAUGUAAAUGGGUCAAGUUAGUAUUUAAGGUCUUGAACCUCUCAUUUAUUCCAUUCACCUGGACCGUAUACUACUUAUCGUUACUCUAUAGUAGUACUAUACACUCUGUAUAAUCUUCGUACAUGAAUCUAUUGUAAUCACGCAUUAAAUAAACAGCCUUCUGAUGUCGACCCGGAGCAUUUUGUUCAGUUCUUCAUGGUGCCUGACCCGUUAAUGUUUUUGUAGAAGAAAGCAAUGUAUCGAAUCCCUCAGCCGAAGGCCACUAGUCACUAUCAUUGUACAACUUCCAAGAAAGGUGGUCAACAC
Desarmillaria tabescens is the source of this 2389-nucleotide messenger RNA. Its product is annotated as aryl-alcohol oxidase-like protein. The transcript has 12 exons. The record is from RefSeq and is a predicted model, not a curated record. Lineage: Eukaryota; Fungi; Basidiomycota; Agaricomycetes; Agaricales; Physalacriaceae. Gene Ontology annotation, molecular function: flavin adenine dinucleotide binding; oxidoreductase activity, acting on CH-OH group of donors. The coding region runs from base 285 to 2090 and encodes 601 amino acids.